Messenger RNA from Stegastes partitus (bicolor damselfish), 900 nucleotides. It is a transcript of the gene mrps24, whose product is annotated as mitochondrial ribosomal protein S24. Gene Ontology annotation, cellular component: mitochondrion. Bases 112 to 642 code for a protein of 176 amino acids. NCBI's taxonomy places the organism in Eukaryota, Metazoa, Chordata, Actinopteri, Pomacentridae. The transcript is spliced from 4 exons. Gene Ontology annotation, biological process: translation. The record is from RefSeq and is a predicted model, not a curated record.
AGUCUUUGCCGAAAGUCUGACGUGUUUUAUAAAAUGAUAAGAUCGAUGAACAAAGAAAAAUAGAGACUAGCGUUAGCCGUUCAGCAUUGCACGUUGAAUUUUGAGGAAAACAUGGCGGCGUCCUUGAGCAGCGCAGGGACCGUAAGGGUGCUGCUGUCUGAUUUUCAGAGCACCUUAGCCCGGUCCAGUUUGUUAUGCAGUUCCUCCGGAAGCAGAGGUCUCCAUGUCACUGCGGCAUGCUGCAAGAAUCGAGCCGCUCGUACCCGAGUGGGGAAAGGAGAAAAACCUUUGACCUACGAGCAAGCGUUUCAUCCUCAUCACAUCGGCCACUGCAAAGGAUGGCUGUCACAGCACACCAGUAACCUCAAAGGUGAAGAGGGGGCGGCCGAACGCACCAUGGAGGACGUCUUCAUCCGGAAGUUCAUGUUUGGAACCUUCCAUGGCAGCCUGGCCAAUGAGAUCGUGCUCAAAAGGCGCGGCAACAUGUUAAUUGUGUGCGCUUUAAUGAUACAAAAGAUGUCGCCGCUGAAGUUUUACUUCUUGAUCGGCUACACGGAGACGCUAUUGUCACACUUCUACAAAUGUCCCGUCAAGUUAGAGGUCCAAACCCUACAGGACAAAGCUGUGUACAAGUACAUCUGAUGGAACUGUGUUAAUGCUAAUCAUAGGCACUAACAGGAACAUGACAGUUCCUGUCGACAGUUUUCAGUGAAAUGAACUUAUUUAUUUCAUCGUUGACAUUUGAAGAAGCCUUUGGAUCCUUGGAAAAACUAAAGCGAGUCACAUUUGUAUUUCCAAAGCAGACUGUUGUUUCAUAAGAUAAAAUGAUCUGAUACAUCAGUGCAUUCAUUUCAUGUUCCUGCUUUGAAAUAAAUAAUCUGUCUGGGACCAUAUAAAAUA